This is a messenger RNA of Ilex paraguariensis (yerba mate), 597 nucleotides long. Lineage: Eukaryota; Viridiplantae; Streptophyta; Magnoliopsida; Aquifoliales; Aquifoliaceae. The record is from the annotation of a GenBank genome assembly.
AUGAUAGCAGAAAGGUCAGAACCUGAAACUAGCAGAGUAGCUCUUAAUUCACCAAAUAAGUNAAGGAAGGAGCUGUUGUUAGUAAAGCCAUUAAUUGGGAUACAAGCUGCUCAAAAGAUAAAGGCAAUUGGGCAACACUGCCCAAGAGGCAAGUCCACCUCUGCUGGAUACACUUCCAAGGCCACUGCAGAGGAUGCUUUGUUGUCAAAGGAUAAACAAGUGAUCAAAAAUCCUACGGCUGCUACUUCCCUCCGAUUGGACCGUUGGAUAAAGCCCACCAGGAAAAAGGUGCACCCAGCAAACCUUUGGAGCCAAAUUUUGAAGCAUGGAAAGGCAUCAUCGUCCUCCACAGAUCCACGCAAUGACUACCAGCAUCAGAAUACCAAUGGAGACCAAAACUCUGUGGAACAUGCAGUCUUUGGGCAUGAGAUGGCGGCUUGCCCAAGAACUACACAUACAAAGGUCGGGAAUCAGCCUUGCAAGCUGGACAAGGGCAAAGCAUUAGCCUCAAUGGAAGUCACGAGAGUAGUGGGUACGUUAGAAAAUGCCACCACCAUGCACAAAGGAUCCAAACCCGGAGGACUCUAUAGUCACUGA